AGGAGGCUGGCUCCAGGUGGAGAGCCGUGGGCCAUGGCGGCGGCGGACGUACGGGCGGAGCUGGACGCGCUGCUCCUGCAGCUGCUCUGGGACCUGGAAGAGCUGGAGGCAAAGCGGGCGGCGCUGAACGCGCGGGUGGAGGAGGGCUGGCUUUCGCUCUCCAAAGCUCGCUAUGCCAUGGGUGCUAAGUCGGUAGGGCCCCUGCAAUAUGCCUCCCGCAUGGAGCCCCAGGUCUGCGUCUGCACCAACGAGGCGCAAAAUGGACUCCAGAGGUUUCGUGUGGUAAGAGCCGGCGCCCAGAGUCCAGAGGAGGUGGGGCCACGUGAGGCAGCUCUGCGAAGGCGCAAGGGCCUUACUAGGAUUCCAGAGCCCGAGCCCUUCUCAGCCUCCCCAAACCCUCUGAACUGGUUUGGAAUCCUGGUUCCACAUAGUCUACGGCAGGCCCAAGCCAGCUUCCAGGAGGGCCUGCAGCUGGCUGUAGAUAUGGCCAGUCUCCAGAUCCACAUCAACUGGGGCCGAAGCCAGCUUCGAGGUCUCCAGGAGAAACUCAAGCAGCUUGGGCUUGGGGCCGCCUGACCUGUGACCACAGAAGAAGACCAUGAGUUUAGUUGUUCUUCGAUAUGGUUGCUUUAUCUCAGGCCUUCUUCCUUCACAGCUUGCUUGGCCCCUAUCACUACCACCCCAUCCCAGACAGCUAAUCCGCCCCCCCACACACACACCUUAAAAUUUCUCCAGUCUGCUGUUUCCAACUUUGUUAAGUGUGAAAGUUUAAAGAGGCAAACUGAGUAAUGUUCAAAGUCACUACUAUGAAACCACUUCCUGUCCUUGUUCUAGGACACACUCAUAUGGGGAGGGUCAAAGCUGAUAGGUUAGUUUAUAUUAGGGAGCAACAGAGCAAUCUCAUGCAUAAAUCACUACAGGAGAAGUAGUGCAUAGCUAGUGGCAGAAAUAGGUGCUUCAGUUUCAUUAGAUCCUCAAAACUGAUUUUGAUGGAAAGGAAAAAAUAUACUUGGCUAGCAGACCAGGAGAAUACUUUCACAUUGAUAACAAACACAAUUACCUCCAUACAUGGGCAGCCCUUGGCAGGUUUUAAGCCAAAAAGUAAAAAAGAUCUAACCUAGAUUUUCAAAUGAACUAUAAGAAGAGACCUUUCAGGUUUUGAAAAACCUGCCUUCUAUCUUUUCAGUAGUGAGGCUGAACCUUUUGUAAUUUGUUAAAAAGCCAAUUGUAUUUGCUGUUCUGGGAGCUCUCUGUCUUUAUUUCAUUUUCCUACUGGGUUGUUGAUAUUUUUAGCAGUUUCUAAGGAGCUAAUUUUAAUGCUUGGGGAAAAUUGGUCAUUUGUUCACUAUAUGAGUGAUUUUCCUAGUUUGUCUUUUAACGUUAUGGUGGGGUUUUUUUAAAUACCUUUAUUGUAAAAUAAAGCACAUUAUAUUAUAGAACCACACAGAAUAAUUGAAAAGCUUAGUGAAUAAUUAAGGUGAAAGCUAUAGUAACCAUCAUCCAACUUGUGUUUUUAGUCUGUUUUCUUUUACAUUUUAUUUUUUCAUUUAUAUUUCAUCACCAUUUAUCCCCCAUAUACUCUCUUCCAACCUCUUCCUCUCCUCUGCAAUCACCACACUGUUGUUCCUGUCCAUAAGUUCUUUUUUUUUUUCCUCAAUCCCUUUAUCCCCUACCCCAACCAGAGCUUCAAUUUCACUAGUAGUGAUCUAAUCACAUUCCCUGGUUCUUCCUGGUUUAGUUUUGGAAGAUUAUAUGUUUCUAGAAAUCUAUCCAUAUCUUCCAGAUUUCCAAUUUGUUGGUAUAUUUCUAGAAUUCUUUGUAUUUCUGUGGUGUCAGUUGUUACUUUCAUUUCUGAUUUUACUUGUUUGAGUCCUCUCUAUUUUUUUCUUGAUUAGUCUUGUUAAAGGUUUGUCAAUCUUGUUUAUCUUUUAAAGAACCAGCUCUUGCUUUCAUUGAUCUUACUGCUAUUUCAUUUCUACUCUGAUCUUUAUUAUUUUCUUCCUUCUACUCACUCUGGGCUUUCUUUCUUUUUCAGGUUCCUUUAAGUGUAAAGUUAAAUUGUUUAUUUGUGCUUUUUCUUGUUUCUUGAGAUUGGCCUGUAAUGCUAUGAAUUUCUCUUUUAGGACUGUUUUCCCUAUGACCCACAGAUUUUGGGUUGUUGUGUUCUCCUUUCAUUUGUUUCAAGGUAUCUUUUGAUUUUUUCCUUGAUCUAUUGUUAAGCCAUUAAUUGUUUAGUAAUAUGUAAUUUAGUCUCCAUAUCUUUGUGGGUUUUUCAGUUUUCUUCUUGUGAUCGAUUUCAAGUUUCAUAGCAUUAUGGUCAGAGAAGAUUCUUUUUUU
Messenger RNA from Eptesicus fuscus (big brown bat), 2337 nucleotides. RefSeq names its product coiled-coil domain containing 115 (gene VMA22). The record is from RefSeq and is a predicted model, not a curated record. The coding region runs from base 34 to 576 and encodes 180 amino acids. NCBI's taxonomy places the organism in Eukaryota, Metazoa, Chordata, Mammalia, Chiroptera, Vespertilionidae. Gene Ontology annotation, cellular component: extrinsic component of endoplasmic reticulum membrane. Gene Ontology annotation, biological process: vacuolar proton-transporting V-type ATPase complex assembly. The transcript is spliced from 5 exons.